GCAAAAUUUGAAAGUUGACCGGAACCAAGAAGACCGAGAGGAAAACAAUGUGCCCUUCAGUUCAUUAGUGUUUGUGUAAACUAAAAUAAUGAUUAUAAAUACCUGCAUGGCAGUCUGAGUAUCUACCGUUUAGAAGCCAUGUUGAAGUUCAAAUACGCGAAUCAAGGCAGCCUGAAAACGCUGUCGUCCUCCGCUGACCCCAUCACCAGCCGCAGUUCGCGACUCAACCUGGUGUUUCAGGGCCGAGUCAGUCUGUGUGGGCAGCAGACAGGGUGCUCUCUCGGCCGGGAGGAGUUUGUGGAGGCUCUGCUGCUGCUCUACCAGGAGUGCACAUCCCCAGAGCUCAUGAAGAUACGUCAUGUGGCUAACUUUGUCAAUAAAUUUUCUGAAGUGGUCUCAGAGCUGCAGGCCCUUCAACCUGUGCCUCAUGACUUUGAGCUUCGAGCAGUGGUGGGUCGUGGCCGCUUCGCUGAAGUUCAAGUUGUCCGAGAGAAGUCUACCGGAGAUGUUUGUGCACUUAAAGUCAUGAGCAAGACAGUGCUACGCACUCAAGAAAAUGUGAUUUUUCAUGAAGAGGAACGGAGGAUCUUGUCUCUGAACAGCAGUCCAUGGAUCCCACAGCUUCUGUAUGCCUUCCAGGAUAAAGAUAAUGUCUACCUGGCGAUGGAGUAUUUGCCAGGUGGUGACCUGAUGUCUCUGCUAAACCGAUAUGAGGAUCAGUUUGAUGAGUCCAUGGCACAGUUUUACUUGGCUGAGCUGGUAGAGGCCAUUCAUGCUGUCCACCAGCUGGGCUAUGUUCACAGAGAUGUCAAACCAGAGAACAUUCUCAUCGAUCGGACCGGUCACAUUAAGCUGGCAGACUUUGGAUCAGCUGCCAGGCUGACUACUAGCAAAACAGUGGCUGCUCCCACAGUGCCUGUUGGGACCCAGGACUUCCUCUCCCCUGAGGUCCUGGCAGCCAUGAAUGGAGGCUCUCAAAGCACCUAUGGAGUUGAGUGUGACUGGUGGUCCCUUGGAGUUAUUGCCUAUGAGAUGAUCUAUGGCAGGUCACCUUUUUCUGAAGGCACUUCUAGCAAGACAAUCCAUAACAUCCUAAACUUCCAGCGCUAUCUGAAGUUUCCAGAGGAAUCACGGGCCAGUAAGCAGUUUGUAGACUUGGUGCAAAGCUUGCUGUGUGGAGCGAAAGAGCGACUGGGUUUCCAGGGACUCCGCUGUCACUCUUUCUUCUCCAGUGUAGACUGGAACAACUUAAGACAAGUUCUCCCGCCUUUCGUUCCUGCGUUGCAUGCUGAAGAUGACACCUCUAAUUUUGAGGAGCCGGAGCAGGCUGCCCCCUGGCCAUCCUCAGCAGCCCAGCGAGGAGCUCCGCCAGCGGGCUUCCAGGGCCAGGAUCUGCCCUUUCUAGGGUGGUUCUUCAGCAGAGCGUUGACAAUUUUGGCCAAAACUGAAUCGGUGUCUGCAGGCCUCAACUCUCCUGCUAAGACCAACUCCAUGGAAAAGAAACUGCACCUUAAAAGCAAAGAACUACAAGAAACUCAAGACAAAUGUCACAAGAUGGAACAGGAAAUCUCCAGGUUCCAGCGUAAAAUGACUGACCUGGAGUCAGUGCUCCACCAGAAGGAUGUGGAGCUGAAGGCCUCUGAGACUCAGAGGAGCAUCCUGGAGCAGGACCUCGCCACCUACAUUACUGAGUGUAGUAGCCUAAAGCGAAGCUUGGAGGAGGCACGUGUUGAGGUCUCCAGAGAGGAUGACAAGGCCAUGCAGCUGCUGCACGACAUACGCGAACAGAGCAACAAGCUGCAAGAAAUUAAGGAGCAAGAGUACCAUGCCCAGCUAGAGGAGAUGCAGGUGACCAUCAGGCAGCUGGAGGAGGACUUGUCAGCUGCCCGCCGUCGCAGCGACCUCUAUGAAGCUGAACUUAGAGACUCAAGACAAACAAGUGAGGAGCUCAAGAGGAAAGCCGUGGAAUACCAGCAGAGAAUCCAAAAGGCCAAAGAGCAGGGGAAAGCUGAAGUGGAGGAGCUUCUCUCCAAACUUGAAAAGACUAACUCUGAGCAGCAGGUGAAAAUCCAAGAGCUCCAGGACAAACUGUCUAAGGCAGUGAAGGCGAGCACAGAAGCCACUGAGCUGCUGCAAAAUGUCCGGCAGGCCAAAGAGCGGCUGGAACGAGAUCUGGAGCGCUUGCGAGGCAAAACCGACUCGAGUGACACAUUAAAGCGCCGCCUGAGAGAGACAGAGCAGGAGGGCAGGAAAACCCUGGAGAACCAGGUAAAGAGGCUGGAGAUGGUUGAGCGGCGGGAGAAUAAGCUGAAGGAUGACAUUCAGACCAAAUCCCAGCAGAUCCAGCAGAUGGCUGAAAAGAUCCUGGAACUGGAGGAGAACCUGAGGGAUGCCCAGUCAACAGCUCAAAGAAUGGAAACCCAACUGGUUCAAAAGGAGAGGCUUUAUGAAGACAAGAUCAAGGUUCUGGAGGCCCAAAUGAAGGCAGAUCUGGCUGACAAGGAGAGCCUUGAGGCCAGAAGGGCGCAGCAGGAGGAGGAGUCGAGGGAGAACUGCAAACUUAUCAGCGAACAGAAAGCAACCAUUAAUGCUAUGGAUUCCAAGAUGAAGAACCUGGAGCAGCGUAUUGCUGAGCUGUCAGAGGCUAACAAGCUGGCUGCUAACAGCAGCAUCUACACCCAGAAGAAUAUGAAAGCCCAGGAGGAGAUGAUCUCAGAGCUUCGACAGCAAAAGUUCUAUUUGGAGUCUCAGGCAGGCAAACUCGAAGCCCAAAAUGCCAAACUGGAGGAGCACCUGGAGAAGAUGAGUCAGCAAGAGCAGACCAAGAGAACCCGACUGCUGGAGCUGGAGAGCCGGCUGCGGGAGAUGGGCUUAGAACAUGAAGAAGAGAAACUGGAGAUCAAGAGGCAGGUGUCAGAGUUGACCCUGUCCCUGCAGGAGCGCGAGUCCCAGAUCAGCAGUCUGCAGGCUGCACGUCUUGCCCUGGAGAGUCAGCUGCAGCAAGCUAAGACUGAGCUGGAAGAGACCACUGCUGAGGCUGAGGAGGAGAUCACAGCCCUCAGGAAUCACAGAGACGACAUUCAGCGCAAAUUUGAUGCCUUGAGAGACAGUUGCUCAGUGAUCACUGACCUGGAGGAGCAGCUUACACAGCUGAGUCAGGAGAAUGCCGAGUUGAACCGGCAGAACUUCUACCUGUCCAAACAGCUCGACGAAGCAUCAGAUGAGAGGGAGGAUCAGCUGCAGCUCAGCCAUGAAGUGGACCGCCUGAGGAGGGAGGUGGCUGACCGUGAGAUGCACCUCAACAAUCAGAAACAGAACAUUGAGACGCUGAAGACCACAUGCAGCAUGUUGGAGGAGCAGGUGGUGGAGCUGGAAUCUCUAAAUGACGAGUUGCUGGAGAAGGAGAGGCAGUGGGAGGCUUGGAGAGGAGCUUUGGAAGAUGAAAAAAGCCAAGCUGAGAGACGCACCAGGGACCUGCAGAGACUGCUGGACAAUGAGAAGCAGAACAGGCUGCGUGCAGACCAGCGCAGCAGUGAGUCUCGCCAGGCAGUGGAACUGGCAGUCAAAGAGCAUAAAGCUGAGAUACUGGCAUUACAGCAGGCUUUGAAGGAGCAAAGACUGAAGGCUGAAAGUCUGUCUGAUACUCUCAAUGAUCUGGAGAAGAAGCACGCCAUGCUGGAGAUGAAUGCCCGCAGUUUACAACAGAAACUGGAGACAGAGAGAGAACUGAAACAGAGGCUGAUGGAGGAGCAAGGGAAACUCCAGCAGCAGAUGGACCUCCAGAAGAGCCAUAUUUUCCGUUUGACCCAGGGGCUGCAGGAUGCCCUGGACCAAACUGACAUGCUCAAGACUGAGAGGACCGAUCUGGAGUACCAGCUGGAGAAUAUACAGGCGGUGUACUCCCAUGAGAAGGUGAAAAUGGAGGGGACAAUCUCCCAACAGACCAAACUAAUUGACUUCCUUCAGGCCAAAAUGGACCAACCCACCAAAAAAAAGAAGGGUAUAUUUGGUCGACGGCGGGAGGAUGUAGGCACCACAACUAACGGGGCGCUGGCUCCACAGCCACAGCCAGCGGUUCCCAUGCAGUACAGUGACAUGAAAAUGGCUUUGGAGAAGGAGCGUUCAAGGUGUUCAGAGCUGGAAGAAGCUCUGCAGAAGAUGAGAAUAGAACUGCGAUCCCUCAGAGAAGAAGCGGCUCAUUUCAAAGCCCAGGAACAUGUGGGUCCUUCCACACCAGCCCAGGCUCGGCAUCAGAUCCUCAUGUCGGCCAUCGUCAAAUCCCCAGAACAUCAACCCAACCCCAGCAGCCUGCUCAACCCCUCCACUCGCUGCAAGGAGACUUCUACACCAGAAGAAAAGAGGAGGGUCACGUUUGAAAAAUUUGGGCGUCGUGUGAAAGAAAGAAUGCAUCACAACAUCCCUCAUCGUUUCACUGUGGGCCUCAACAUGAGGGCUGCCAAGUGUGCCGUCUGCCUGGACACUGUGCAUUUUGGACGGCAGGCUGCUACUUGUCUAGAGUGCCACACCCUGUGCCACCCUAAAUGCUCACCAUGUCUUCCGGCCACCUGUGGUCUGCCAGCUGAGUAUGCCACUCACUUUUCAGAGGCUUUGUGCCGAGAAAAGGCAAACUCACCUGCACUACAGGUCAAAGAGGCCAGUGGGCAUGUUCGCUUGGAGGGAUGGAUGAAGCAGCCUAGAAACGGCAAGCGUGGCCAGCAGGGCUGGGAGAGGAAAUAUGUGGUUCUUGAUGGAACCAAAGUGUCCAUCUAUGACACUGAGCCCAGAGAAGACUGCAUAAAGGCUGAGGAGGAGUUUGAGCUCUGUCUGCCUGAUGGAGAGGUGACCGUUCACGGAGCUGUUGGAGCUUCUGAGCUCAUCAACACUGCCAAGUCAGACAUCUCCUACGUGUUGAAGCUGGAAUCACAUCCCCACACCACAUGUUGGCCAGGCCAGUCCCUCUACUUCAUGGCUCCCAGCUUCCCUGACAAGCAGCGCUGGGUGGCGGUACUAGAGUCUGUUGUGGCCGGUAGCCGUGGAUCUAGAGACAAAGUGGAUGCUGAUGCUGCAGGUGUUUCUAAAAGACAGAAGAACCUUUCCCCUCUGGUUCAGAAACUUCUGGGCAAUUCUUUGCUAAAGCUGGAGGGAGACGACCGUUUGGACAUCAACUGCACUCUGCCUCUCACUGACCAGAUUGUCUUGGUUGGCUCUGAGGAGGGUUUGUAUGCGCUGAACGUCAUAAAGAACUCUUUGACCCACAUCCCUGGACUGACCUCCGUCUUCCAGAUCCAGAUCCUGAAGGAGCUUGACAAGCUGCUAAUGAUCACUGGGGAGGAGAGGGCUCUGUGUUUGGUGGAGAUCAAGAAGGUGAAACAGUCUUUGUCACAGUCCCAUCUCCCAGCUCAGCCUGACCUCAACCCCUUCAUCUUUGAAACGGUGAAGGGAUGCCACCUCUUCUCCUCUGGAAAGAUUGAUAAUGGGACCUGUAUCUGUGCCGCUAUGCCCAAUAAGAUUACAAUUCUGCGACAUAAUGAAAGCCUCAACAAGUUCUGCAUCAGAAAGGAAAUUGAAACAUCCGAGCCCUGCAGCUGUAUCCACUUCACUGGCUACAGCAUCAUCAUUGGCACCAACAAGUUCUAUGAGAUUGAGAUGAAGCAGUAUGUGCUGGAAGAGUUCCUGGAUAAAAACGAUGUGACGCUCGCUUCAGCUGUCUUUGCCGCGUCCUCCCACAGCUUUCCCAUCUCCAUCAUCCAGGUCACGACAGCUCCACAGAAGGAUGAAUACCUGCUAUGUUUCCAUGAGUUUGGUGUGUUUGUGGAUUCAUACGGCCGCAGGAGUAGAACUGAUGACAUCAAGUGGAGCCGCCUGCCUCUCUCAUUUGCCUACAGAGAGCCCUACCUUUUUGUGACCUAUUUCAACUCACUGGACGUAAUUGAGAUUCAGGGACAUGCUGCUCUUGGGCCUCACUCAUACGCACACCUGGAUAUCCCAAACCCACGCUACCUUGGCCCAGCUAUCUCCUCUGGGGCCAUAUACCUGGCCUCGUCCUACCAGAACAAACUCCGGGUCAUUUGCUGCAAGGGAAACCUGGUCCAGAGCCAAGAAGGUGGAGGAGAUCUGCAGCGUAACGGCUCCGGACGCAGUCCGAACAAGCGUGGGCCUCCUUCCUACAAUGAGCACAUCUCUAAAAGGCUGGCAGCCAAUCCUCUGGUCCAUGGAGAUCCUGGUACUCCUCACCGCUACCGAGAGGCUCGCACAGAGUUCAGGAGGGACAAGUCCCCCAGCCGUCCACUGGAGAGAGAGAAGUCUCCUGGCAGAAUGCUGGAGAGCCGGAUAGUGGGGUCUCCUGGCAGGGCCCUGGCUGACCCCCGGUUGGAACGCUCCCCGGGCAGAGCCAUGGCAGACCCACGCAUGGACCGCUCUCCUGGCCGUAUGAUGGACGUUCGUAGGGAGAGGUCCCCUGGACGAUUUGAAGAACGCCAAAGGCUUCAUACUGGCUCUGGACGCACACCCAUAAAUCCUGUCAACAAGGUGUGGGACCAGUCAUCUGUUUGAGAAGCCGCAGAGCCUCAUACCCAUAAUGAACAAACAGCAAAGUCAUCUUUGGAAUGAGAAACGAAGGAGCAGAGAACCAGUGAGAAAGUCACCAACUCAUGAUGAAACACUGCCACACAUCUGUUUUGCCUGAAAUCCAAACUGAAAACCCCACAGAGGGAAACACCUGUAGCUGUCAGAACAUAGAGAAACUAGAAAAAUAAAGAGAUGUCAUUAGAGUCAGGUUAUCUUUUUCAAUAAAGGUCAACAAAAUGCCAUAUUAACAACUUGAGCAGGGUUUUUUCCAAUGUAUUUGAGCAUGUAUUCUCUCCUCUGAGAAGGGAUUAGUAGUUAGAUAUGAUUUGUUCUUAUACAAAGAAAAUCUGAGAUAUGAGAGCUCAAGUUUCGACUUGACUUGGUGGGUUUUUGCUAGCUUCACUUAAUUCCAGACAGCAGUGAUGACACUAGAUAAGCACAGCCGUAGCAACUGUAUCUUGCGGGUCAUGCCUAGAUGAUUACAAAGUCACCAGUGGCAGAGGUUCACUCAGAAUAACAUUAACACAACUGGCUCCUUUCCACACUCAGCUCUGUCCACAGUAGCUAUAGAUCAGGGCAGAUGUGUAGCAGGUCACGUAUUGUACAUCUACUCAUACUUCUGGCUCCAACCCUGCGUUCACUUGUCAACACACAAUCAUUAUCGGCUAAUUACAAUCAUUUUCAGCUCAGUCGUCUGUCGACACUUUGAUCAGCUAUGCUGGCAGGACUUGGCUGGAGCACAAAGUAACAGAAUAAAAAUUAAAUGAACCUUCCCUCAACAAUCCGCCCCGUAGAACCACACAACAGAUAACGAUUGUCUGCCCUCAAAUAGGUUGACACUAAAACUGCACUACCCACAAUCCCCAGCAGCAAUGGAGCAGGACCUUUCUAAUCCUCCAGAACGCUAUCUGACUGUAAAUAGACGAGACAUAAUUUUAUAUAUAUUGAGAAGGAAUUUCAAGGCUGGAUAAGCCAUGUCUAUUUUUGUUAAAGAAAAAAGUGAUAACGUGUCCUCUUGAAUGUCCGAUGAGUAUUCUUUUAAUAUGUCCAAACGUCCUUUAUCAAGUGAGUGAUUGUAUCUGGAUCAAACUCGUGUAUGCACUUCCAUGUGUCAAAGGCAAAACCUCAGUGCUGAUUUAAAUGAUGGGAGGCAAAAAAAAGAUCAUGUUUGAAGCUUACAACAUAGUACUUGAGCAUUUCUUUUUGUACAAUGUCCCUUAUUAUUGUAUAUAACCCAAAACUGUUCAAGGUGAAGAUGAAAAUAAUCCUUGUUUUUUUUCCUGAUUCGUAAAUGGCAUGGAUAUGUAUAUCUGAAAUGAAACGGAGUGUUGUCUUCUGCUUCUGCCUCAUUUGGGUUAUAUUUUUAUUCCACAACUUAAAAGCGAAGCACGUGAAUUAUAUCUCCUUUCUUUUAGCUGUUACCUAUUUGCACAGUGAAUUCAUGACAUGAUUGCUAAAUCUCUUCUUUUUCUCUUAUUAAGGCUCUCUCGGCAAGUUAAAACAUCCAGUCCAUUCUGAAAAUACGCUAAAAUCCAUUUAAAUUUAUUUAUUUCACUUGGCUGAGGAGAUUUUAUUUCUUUAUAUCGUAAUCUGAUCUAUGGAAACACAAUAUUUUCUUGGUUUUUUAGUGAUGUUUUUUGAAUGUAAGCAGAUGAGAAGCCACACUUUAACUUGCCUAGUGUUUGUCAAUAGUAAGAAGACUUGUUAAGAAGACAUUUCUUCUAUUUUGACUCCACUAUGGUUCUUGUGAGACAGAAAAAAACACGUCCUGAAUGUAUUUUAGCCAAGAAGAUUGGAGCUGAUUCUCUGGUUUUAUCAAAAAAGCAUCCGAUGCUACAGAUUGCACACGUUUUCAGCUGGCCUCUAUAGGACUCUGUACAAAAGGGUUUUCCAUCCUGUUUGAUUUUAUUUUUAUAUUCUUUUAAAAAUGGAUUUGCUUUCACAUGAUCCUGAAUCAUAAUGCUGUAACGCUGGAUAUGAUAUUGAUGUCUGCUAACAAAUGAUUUAUUAGCGUUCCCUGUAGAGAUUUUGUCACAGAAUAUUAAAUAUUAUAAUCAUUGUC
Molecule: messenger RNA, 8629 nt
Organism: Acanthochromis polyacanthus (spiny chromis)
Lineage: Eukaryota; Metazoa; Chordata; Actinopteri; Pomacentridae
Gene: cita
Product: citron rho-interacting serine/threonine kinase a
Exons: 50
Coding region: 139-6552 (2137 amino acids)
Biological process (GO): peptidyl-threonine phosphorylation; actomyosin structure organization; mitotic cytokinesis
Cellular component (GO): cytoplasm; cytoskeleton
Molecular function (GO): ATP binding; protein serine/threonine kinase activity
Source: RefSeq, a predicted model, not a curated record